AUGCAGCAAGAGGAGACGCCCGACACCGUGGACGCACCGCCCAUCACAGUGCCAUCACCCGACAUGGAGCCACCGCCGAUCACAGUGCCAUCACCCGACAUGGAUUCGACGCCACCGCCGAUCACAGUGCCAUCACCCGACAUGGAUUCGACGCCACCGCCGAUCACAGUGCCAUCACCCGACAUGGAUGCGAACUCGGCCCUUCCCUACGGAGAGCCUCCUGACGGAGAGGUAAUGGUGCUUGCCUCGCCGCGGCCCGUCCCCGCCUCCCUCGCGCCACCGCAGCGAGCGGCAGCAGGACCGCCGGGUCACCGCACGAGACAUACUCCGCCUCCAGCGCCUCCGCCUUCCCCUCCGCGCCGCCGCCCUCCCUCCCACCCGCUCCCGCGCCGCCUCCGCCCGGCGUGGCGGGCGCCUGCCGCACGCUCGACGAGGCGUCGCCCCUCGCCGCCCGCCCCUCGCCCCUCGCGCGCCCUGCUCGGCCGAUGA
Molecule: messenger RNA, 489 nt
Organism: Emiliania huxleyi CCMP1516
Lineage: Eukaryota; Haptophyta; Isochrysidales; Noelaerhabdaceae
Exons: 2
Coding region: 1-489 (162 amino acids)
Source: RefSeq, a predicted model, not a curated record